AUGUCUGAAGAAAAAGGAACCACACAAGAUAUGUGGACAUCUUAUAAAGAAUUACAGAAUCUUGUAGAACGAUACAUUACUUCUUCUUCAACAACUCAUGAUCUUCAUGAAUUUACAGAAACUCUACGUAAUCAUAGACAAAAUUUUUUAACACUUUUAGAAAAUCCUCCUCCAAAUAAAAACAGCAGAGAAGAAAUAAUAAAGGGAGCUACAGAUGGUAUUACACUUCCUGAUUUAGGACAUCAGUUAUUAUCAAAAGAAUUGGUUGAUGAAACUCUUAUUAUAUCAGAUAUGUAUAAACUUAAUGAGUUUAUGGCAUUAGAUCUUUUAUGCACUGCUCAGUUGCAAAUGCCUUAUCAUCCUAGUUUACCCAGAGGAUUAACAGCUAUUUUAUUAUAUUAUGAUGGGAAAAAAGCACUUACAUCAACUUUAAGAAUGCUUGUACAAGCAAGAAUGGGACAUAGUUGGAAAAUUGAUGCUUCACUUGCUCUUUUGAGACAUAUUACAGAAUAUAUGAAUAAAUUACAAGAUGAUUUAUUAGAUAGAAUUUUAUCAUUGUUAGAAAAAAUGGAUCCUAUAAAAGAACAAGAAUUAUUGGAAAAAAAUCGAGCCUUAGGUGGACCAAAACAUCGAUAUAUGGUUAUGAAACUUUAUAAUGAUUCUAGACAAGAUUUGGCAGACAUUUUAUAUUUGUGGUCUGCACAAUCUUCAUUGCCAAAUUCAAUUUUAUUUCGUUUAUUAUCUCUAUUACAAACAAAACAAAUUGGACCAGAAGCCUAUGAAGAAGGUCCAGAUAAGGUCACACUUGCUAUUAUAAUGAGUGUGUUAAAUGCAAUCAAUUUUAGUUCAUUUUCUACUCGUGAGAAUGGUGAAGAAUUGAUUAAUUCCAUGCCAUUAAUUUUGGAAAGAGGAGCACAUGAAGAACUAUAUCAAAAAUUAAUAACACCUAAUAUUAAUUGGGAAUGUGCUGGAUUACGUGGGAUUAUACAAUUUGCUUUUGCAGUUGCUCUCACAACAAUAAAAACUGCAGCUAACAUACAAAUUUUGAAUAUUACCACAGAAGAUGAGAGAUUGUUGGAAGCAGCUUUAACAAAUAAAUGUUUUCAUUUCAUGGCGGAAAUAUUAUUUAAGAACAAAAGCAUAUAUUACGAAGAAUUUUAUCUUCGUUAUUUUCAUUCUCUUAUUUCUGAUUUUAUAUUGCUGAUGCCUUUAAAAGUUAAAGAUUUACGAAGUCGAGCAGAUGAAUCUAUGCGUUUGAUUCAGGCAUAUCAACAAGAGGGUAUUGAACCACCUUUAAAUUUAGAUAAUCAUUUUGAAUAUUUAAUGUUAACAAUAGCAGAAUUAUAUAAAGAAGAUCCUUUAAAACUGAAGUUAGUUAAUGAUUAUUGGUGUUAUACUGAUUCCACGCAUACAUCCGAUUCUGCACAUAUUAAGCGCUCACUUUCUAGAGAAGUUGCUCUUUUUAAAUUCGUACGUCUCGCAGGUGAAAUAUUACCAGCAGGAUUAUUUGUGCCAUAUCUUAAGAUGAUCGCAUCUCUUGCAUGUUCUCCUGAAGCAGCAAAGCAAGCAUUUAGUUUUUUAAAGCCAAAUGGAUCUUCUGGAUCAACAACAAUUUCUUGGGAUCACUUUUUCAAAUCUUUAAACCUGUACUAUGAUAAUCUUAGAACUGAAUUGCCUCCCAGUCAGGAUACUGUUUACCGUCAAAGAAGCCAUCCCAAAGGCAUUACACCUGAAGAAGUUAAAGGUCUUGAAGCAGUCUUAUUGGUUGUUCGAGUGAUUGCAAAAAAUGACAUAGAAGAUAGAUUAAGAAGAGAUAUAUAUUAUCAUCCAGGAUGGAAAGUAAUACCAUCUUUGAUAGGCUUAGUCAGUUGUGGAAUAUCUAUUCCAUUGAAGAGUGUUUUAAUAAGAACACUUGCUGCAUUAGUAAUGUCAUCUGAAACUUCAUUCACAGUAUGGCAAAGUUUAGAAGCUGCACAAAUAGUUCCAAAUAUACCAACAAUAAGCAGCUAUCAACCAAGAGGAGUUCAAACUGAAUUAGAAGAAAUUGAAUCGAAAAAAGAUGAAUAUCCAUUAACGCGAGCAAUGCUUGAACUUUUAGAUGUUCUCACUAACUUUCCUAUAUUACGAUUAUCGGGAAUGGGGCAGCGUAAUCCUGGUUUUGAUCAGUACUUGCGUUUUAUAAUUAAUACUGUUUUUUUAAAAUUUCAUACACGAUCAUAUAAAAAUCCAGGAGAAAAAUGGGAAGUUUCAGAAGCUUGUUUAAAAAUAUUUUUAAAGCUUAUUAAACAAUAUGAGCCUACUGUAGAAGAUUUUACUGGAUGUAAAGUGGAACUUCAAAGCGGAGAAGUUACAAUGGUCAAUUCUGGUUAUUACAUUAUGACUCAAUUACAUUCCAAAUCUGAAUUACUUCAUGUUAUAUUAUAUAUUCUUGAUAAAGGUUGCACUAAUUUCGAUACUUAUGAACUUUUUCCUGGUAAAAAAAAUCUUGAAAAUAGCACUUUGUAUUGUUUGGAAAUAUUAGAAAGAGGAUUGAAUACACAACAUAACUAUAUGGCUCAAUCAGCUGCUGCAAAAUCUAUACAUACAAUUUUGACCGGAUUAUCAAGAUUACUUUUAGAAGUGGAUCCACAAUCAAAAAGGCCUGAUUAUAUGAUAAAUAUUGCUAAAUAUGUUUCGUACAGUUCUUGGCUUCCGCAACAUGCAUUUCACGCUGUCGGUAUUAUUUAUGAAGUGACUAAUGAACCAGGAGCAGAUUCUGAGUUACUUUCUAUGUUUACAGCUACUCCUGCUUUAGCUACGAAUAUUCGACAUGGUUUUGUGGAAUGCUUGGAUGCAGAUGAAGAUACUGAAAAUGAAAAACAAUAUACUGGUAGUUGCAAAAAUCGGAUUUUACUUUUAAUGAUGCAAAGCCUUAGAAGACCUACUCCAAAUCUCUCUCACUAUUUAUUAGGCUUUGAAAUUACUAAAGAUAUCAAAAAAACUGUUUUACAACAACCCGGUAUUCUAGGAUUUCCUCGUACAUGUUUACAUUCAAUAUUAGGAAUUUUAGAACAAUCUCUUGAACGUGGUCGUGACAAAAUAACAGAGGCUUGUUAUUGUCUUCUUUAUAUGUUAGCUGAAAACAGCAAGACAUUUGUUUCAGUUUUAAGAUUUUUACGAACUAGUGCAAAUCAAGAUUUUAUACAGAGACAUCUUUCAAAAUUACCAUUUGAAGGAUGGAACACAAUAAUAGAACUUGGUUGCAUGUCAUGGUUAUUGAAAAUAGCCGCAAUUGAAUUACGAGUUGCUGGUGGAAGUUCACAGAAUUCUUUAAUUCAACGAUUAGUUGGAAACUUUGGUCAAGAAAAAGGACAAAUUGUACCAUCACAGAAACUUCUGAUGGAUCUUUUGCAUUAUAUUGAAUUUCAAUUUCAAUUGGAGUCAUCUUUAUGUUUAGAUUUCUUUGAUCCAUCACAAGUUGAAAUGGUUUUUGCACGAUGUAGUGUUCCCGUUGCGUUAGUAGGAGGUCCUCGACUUAUAGAAAUUAAAAAAUUAUAUUCCAUUAUCACUGAGGAAUUAGCUGUUACUCAAAGUAGUGCAAUUGCUACUCAACGUAACCCUAUGCAAGAUGAAGUACAGAAAAUUUUAAAAUACGCUUUAGAAAGAAACCAAACAAAAUUAUUAUCUUAUGCUACAGUAAAAUUUUUAGAAGGUUGGUGUCAAACAACAGAAAUAUUAUUUUGUGUUGCAACAAAUCAACAACUUCCUACACCUCAAAAACAGAAUUUACUGUUGAAUCUAUCCCAUGAUUUAUUACAAAAGAUGACAUCUUGUGAAGCUUUAAGCGAGAUUAAAACUUUAGUAUCCGGAACAGUGCUGAUGUUAUUAGUACAUCUGCGAAAUAGUUUCAUCACUCAAACAGAUAGUGAGUCAUUUCCUUCAUCGCCCUCAAAUGCAACAAUGAUGAAAAUUAUUUUGAGUCAUAUUUUGCAAUGGAUUUUAAACGCAGGAGCCUCUUCACAAAAAGUAAUUACCCAUUUAUAUGCGGUAUUAUUGAAUUUUCUUUGCGUAGUCGGUUUAGAAAAAUCAGAAAACACGAAUAUCAUUGAUUUAAUGUAUGUUAAUCAGUUAGAUAGCUCAAUGAAUAGAGUAAUGCCUAUUCAGGAACGUUCUCAUCGAUACGCAACGAUACAAGUAAUAAACAGUUUUGGAAAUAAAUUGAUGGAUAUUUUAUGUCAUAAUUGCUCGGGUGGUCACGACGUAUCUAAAAUGUUGGCAUUAUCUUGCUUGGAUAAGAUAUUGGAAUUAGAUUAUGAUAACGCUUGGAUAAUAUAUUUAACCAGUAGAGGAUAUUUAAAGCACAUGAUAGAAAGUCUUUUAGAAUCUGAUAAAAUGUUACAAAAUAUGUUACAUCCAGAACCUCAGACAUUAAGACCAUUAUAUUUAUAUGAAGCAAAGAUGGCAACAUUUUGCAGAAUGGCCUCUACAAGAUUAGGUGCUGAAAGUCUUUUGGAGAAUAAAAUUCUAUCGUGUAUGUCAAGUAUGACAGCUUUUAAUUACCAUCCUGAUGUUCCAUUAGGUUUUUCAGUAAGAAAUCCUCAUUCCUUUACACCUUCUCCUGGUCAACGUUAUCAGCAAAUCCUUUUGCCUGCUUUGUAUCUUUGUGAUGCUUUGCUUACCACUCUUGGAACAGAGAAUCAAUCAUGUGCCAUACAAGUUUGUGGUUUUCUACAGAGCCAUCGAGGCAUUAUCGAAAUGGUAUUACGAGAUGCUUAUCAGGAACCAAAUGCACUUAUUUUGAAAGAAAUGGCUUGUCUUACAGGUGUAAUAUCUCGAUCUGCGAACAUUGACAUGUAUAAAUUAGUAGAUGAAGAAUUGGAUAAAGCUGAUUUUGAAUUAGAAGAUGUUAGUGGUAUAAGAGAACUUCGUGCUCAUCUAUAUCGAUUACAAAGAUUAAUGUUGGCAUUAUUGUAUAAAUUCCAAUUACAGCCAGCUCCUAGCUGUUUAAAUCACAAGAAUGUAGAGGAAAACGAAAAACAUAUUUCUCGUGUACAAAUAGUUGCAAAUAUUAUGUUAUAUACUCGAAACCAGAUGCAGCAUAAUAGAAUGGAUCAAAAAAUAAGAAACGUACUUUUUGAGCCUCAUUUAACUCUAAAACCAAGAGGAAGAGAAGAUAGAAUAAAAGACACAUCUGGAGGAGUACAUUUAGGAACAAUUGUCGAUCAACUUGUGUCUGUCACGAAUUUAUUAGAUACUGAAUUACUUCAAAUUGACACUCUUAAAAAACAAUCGGAAAGCGUUGGAGAAAUGAUUAUAGACAAAUUAAAAGACUAUAUGUCCGAAGAAGAAGCGGAACUCGAUGUACAGAAACAACGAGUUAUAGUAAAACAACGAUUGAAUCAUUGGGUAAAAGAAAAGCAUCAAAUCAUAAAAUAUUGUUUUCUAAUAAUAGAACAUGCAUUGUAUAUUCUUUGGAGUCAUUUGGAUUUUUAUAUGAUACAAGUGAUAUCACGGCAUAGUCGAAUGCAAGUAUCUUCAGGAAGUAUAGAUGAAGAUACAGUGACAUGGAAAAUAUCUUCAGAAACUUUAAUGGAAUUAAAGCAAGGUCUUGUUUCUACAUUUACAGAUAGUUUUAUUACACAAUUAGUAAAUAUACAUAGUAAAUAUGCACUGAUGGAACAUAAGGAUAAGGAUUCCAUUGAAAGCCCAGGUCUUCAAUUUGUUGAAGCUCUUGUCAGAAGAAUAAAAAGAUUAUUACAGUUCACAUUUGUAGAAUAAUAUUGUGUCUAUGAUUCAAAUGUACAACAUAUUUUUUUACAUACCAGUGUAUUAACAAAUAAUUAUCCAAACUCUCAUAAACAGUAUUUAUUAUAAAAAAAGUUUUCAAUAAAUAAUUUCUGUAUAGAUACAA
Apis dorsata (giant honeybee) is the source of this 5890-nucleotide messenger RNA. RefSeq names its product nuclear pore complex protein Nup205 (gene Nup205). The transcript has 6 exons. Gene Ontology annotation, cellular component: nuclear pore inner ring; nuclear pore. The record is from RefSeq and is a predicted model, not a curated record. The coding region runs from base 1 to 5757 and encodes 1918 amino acids. Lineage: Eukaryota; Metazoa; Arthropoda; Insecta; Hymenoptera; Apidae. Gene Ontology annotation, molecular function: structural constituent of nuclear pore. Gene Ontology annotation, biological process: nuclear pore organization.